UCAGGGAGUGAGUGAGCCAACAGUACAGUUGAUGCUGGAUGACGGUGAUGCGCACUGAGCAGCUCGCUGCCUCGCUCUCACGCGAGGAUGGAUAGUUUUUGCGUAACGGUUAAGCGAUGGACAUCCCUGCGCUAUAUCACCUCUUUGGCACGUUGUUAAAUUCCGGAAGACGACCAUAACAUCUGAGGAGUUCCCAAAUUGAGGCUGUGGACUUGUUUUCAACAACGCAGACCGGUAUCACACCCCUGGAGGACUGUGGUUCGUAAACUUUAUGGAUGCAUUCACAUUAUUCAUGCAUGCAGCGUCCUUACUGGAUUGAUUGCAUGUGUUUUCUGCUGUCAAGGUACGAGAAAUCGAUUUGAAAUGUCCGACUUCCACAACCGGAGCCAAACCAGCGCACGUCGCAGUGACUACGUGUGGCAGUAUGAAUAUUACGACGACGAGGAGCCCGUGUCUUUCGAGGGACUCAAGGCGCACAGAUACUCCAUCGUCAUCGGCUUCUGGGUUGGACUUGCUGUGUUUGUCAUUUUCAUGUUCUUUGUCCUCACGCUGCUCACAAAGACAGGAGCGCCACACCAAGAAAACCCAGACUCUGCUGAAAAGCGCCAUCGACCAGGGAGCUGUCUGGUAGACAUCGACGGCCCCCAGGACGAAAAUGACAAAGCCUUCUCGCGUCCGCUACUAGCAGGGUCCCGCUCAUAUUUCCAUUUCUACAUUAACGAGGAGGAUCAGGGUCAGGGGAAGCAAAAAGCAGAAGACGAGGGCGUUGGAAAGCACAGCGGGGCCCAAGCCCAGAAGGCAACCUGCAGCCGGACCAGGGGGAUCAGCUCAUCCGGGAUGGACGACAUGGAGGAGGAUGUGGAGGAAGCUGGGGAACACCAGCCUCUCAAGGGACUAAUAGAGGAGAGUAAGCCAGAGCGAGAGUGUGCCUUCUUUUCCCACUUCAACAUCCCGAACUUUGUGAACUUGGAGCACAGUUCAACGCUUGGAGAGGAUGAUCUGCUGUGUGAGCCGUCCGUCAUCCUGGAGCGCCACUCUCACUCUCAGGAUGCUCACUGUGACAUCCGCUAAGGCACAAGCAUGGACGUGGCGGUAUUGUAAUGUUUUUUGCUUUCCUUUCGCAGGACCAUUGGUGACCUGAUGGGGGGCAAACAUACUCACCUGCAGCACCCACCUGGAGUGUUUUUAGCCUUUUCAACAAGCAUACAUUCAGAUCAACAAGCAAGAGACCACAAAAUGGCCCAAAUUCCCUAUUAAGUGACAGGUCUUCUUGAAGAUAUAAUUAGCUCAUAAAUGGCACCUUUUACCUCAGCUCUUCUGAACCGGAUGCAGCUGUUCGUGGACUGGAUGGCUCUCCACACGGGGAGAGACACUUUGUACAACUCAUUCUGCUAUCAUUACCAUCUUGUUGCAGCGCUGGACAACAUUGUCUCACAGGACACAGAAGCCAGUUGGUCUACAGACAAGAUUAAAAGCAUGGAAUUAAAAGUUAUUUUUGUUUUUAAAUAAAACGCCCUCAAGGUGAAGUGUACUUAAGCCGUGUAGUUAGUCGCAUCAAAGCUAACAUACUGUUCUUUCACAGGUAGGUAACCUGAGACUUUGGCUAACUAUGUGAUAUAAUACUUUUGUAGACACAGUUGUCUUAGAUUAGAC
Chelmon rostratus (copperband butterflyfish) is the source of this 1653-nucleotide messenger RNA. Its product is annotated as melanocortin-2 receptor accessory protein 2A-like. Gene Ontology annotation, cellular component: endoplasmic reticulum; plasma membrane. The coding region runs from base 364 to 1071 and encodes 235 amino acids. Lineage: Eukaryota; Metazoa; Chordata; Actinopteri; Chaetodontiformes; Chaetodontidae. The transcript has 3 exons. Gene Ontology annotation, biological process: protein localization to plasma membrane; regulation of adenylate cyclase-activating G protein-coupled receptor signaling pathway. The record is from RefSeq and is a predicted model, not a curated record. Gene Ontology annotation, molecular function: signaling receptor regulator activity; type 1 melanocortin receptor binding; corticotropin hormone receptor binding.